AUGGUUACACAAAUUUUAACUGGUAUGAUAUUACUGACUCAGAUUUUCUUUGGUAAUGAAUUUAUCCAAAGAUUUAUUUCACACUUAGCUUCACAACUUUACUCCUAUUUAAUUAAUCUAAGAUUGUUAGCAAUAAAACUCUCUUUAAUAAUUCUUCUUUCUCUGACUUCUUUCCUAUUUAAAAAUAAAGGAUUUUAA
Messenger RNA from Rodentolepis nana, 198 nucleotides. Lineage: Eukaryota; Metazoa; Platyhelminthes; Cestoda; Cyclophyllidea; Hymenolepididae. The record is from the annotation of a GenBank genome assembly.